Molecule: messenger RNA, 2494 nt
Organism: Coffea arabica (coffee)
Lineage: Eukaryota; Viridiplantae; Streptophyta; Magnoliopsida; Gentianales; Rubiaceae
Product: transcription factor BHLH42-like
Molecular function (GO): protein dimerization activity
Source: RefSeq, a predicted model, not a curated record
UUUUUUUUUUUUUUUUUUUGAAAAAUUUUCAGUUAACAUCCAUCUUUAUCUCCGUUUGCCAUCCCUCCGUUGUAUUCACAGCACCAGAACAAUUUCCUCUUUUCCGUUUUCUGUGCUUUUUAUUUGAGUUUCAGAAAUGAUCAACAACAUUUUCUAGCACAACAAUAAAGAUCAAUCUCCUCGCCACAGCCGUAGAUGGCUGCACCACCAAGUAGUCGUCAGCUCCAACACAUGCUGCAGAGGGCGGUGCAAACGGUUGAAUGGACAUAUAGUCUUUUCUGGCAACUCUGUUCCCAACAAAGGAUUCUAGUGUGGGGUGAUGGGUACUAUAAUGGAGCUAUAAAGACUAGGAAGACAGUGCAGCCAAUGGAAGUAAGCGCGGAGGAGGCAUCCCUUCAGAGAAGCCAGCAGCUCAGAGAACUAUACGAUGCCCUCUCUUCCGGAGACACAAACCAGCAGCAGCAGCAAGCGCGAAGACCUUCUGCAUCCUUGUCUCCGGAGGACUUAACGGAGUCUGAAUGGUUUUACUUGAUGUGUGUGUCCUUCUCUUUCGCUCCUGGAGUAGGAUUGCCAGGAAGGGCAUAUGCUAAGAGGCAACAUGUAUGGCUUACAGGCGCAAAUGAGGUUGACAGCAAACUCUUUACAAGAGCCAUUCUUGCCAAGAGUGCUCGCAUACAGACCGUGGUGUGCAUCCCUUUGCUGGAUGGCGUAGUUGAACUCGGAACUGUUGAAAGGGUUCAAGAAGAUCUGGGAUUCGUCCAACAUAUCAAGAGCAUUUUCGCAGAGCAUCAACAGCCUCAUCAGACUCCAAAGCCUGCGUUAUCCGAGCACUCCACUUCCAGUCCAGCUACUGCUUCAGGGCCACGUUUCCAUUCUUCCACAGUGCCAGUGCCUGCUACUUACACCACAAUUCACACGUCCCAAGAUAAUAGUGAUCAAAUAGAAGAAGAGGAAGAAGAAGGAGAAGACGACGAAGAAGACGCGGACGCUGACGCUGUUGCUGACUCAGAUUCUGACGGUGAGACAGUUCCUCAGAGUAGUGCCCCUAGUUCUGGGGUUCAGAACCCUAAUAGCAUGCCUCAAAUCAAAACUACUGAGCCCAGCGAGCUAGUGCAACUUGAUAUGUCCGAGGAUAUCAGGCUGGGAUCACCAGAAGAUGGCUCCAACAAUUGGGACUCUGACUAUCAUCUGCUUCCCCAUGGGCCAAACAAGAAUCAGGAAGUCCAGCAAAACCGGCCUGAUUUGUGUUCAUCACAGUCCACACCUAGAUGGCCGCGUAUACAGGAUCCCGGCAUCAAUCAUAGUCUAGAACCAGCCCCAACAACAUCAGGGGUCCCACUGUCAGAGAAUGAGUUCGCUCAAGAGGAUAGCCAUUUCUCUCAAACAGUGUCCACCGUUCUUCACCACCAAUCAAGCCGGUGUUCCUCCUCCAGCAUGACCGGCAACGUCACCCAAUCCAUCCACUCCGCAUUCUCCAAGUGGCCAGCCACCAGCUGUGACAGCCUCGCCCACGGCAACCUCCGAGGAUCCUCCUCCCAAUGGACACUCAAAUACAUACUCUUCACGGUUCCAUUCCUCCAUGCCUCCAACUCCGGAGACGAGACCUCCCCAAAGUCUCGAGACGCAGCGGCAAUAUCAGAUUCAGCCUCCCGCUUGCGCAAAGGCACCCCACAAGAAGAGCUCAGCGCAAACCACGUGCUAGCAGAAAGACGCCGGAGGGAGAAACUGAAUGAGCGUUUCAUCAUAUUGAGGUCCCUCGUGCCCUUCGUCACCAAAAUGGAUAAGGCAUCCAUUCUCGGGGACACCAUCGAGUAUGUGAAGCAGUUAAGGAAGAAGAUUCAAGAACUCGAGGCAAGUUUCCGGCAGAUGGAGGCCGAUGGACACCCCAAGAAGAAUGCCAAGGAGCAAAGAAGCAGUAGCAACAACACCGCGGCACGAGUACAGGUCGGACAAGGAUUGGAUAGGAGGAAAAUGAGGAUAGUGGAGGGUAGUCCUACAGGCGGAGGAAAGCCCAAAGCAGCGGUGGUGUCUCCGGCCGAGGGAGUGUUACAGGUGGAGGUGUCGAUAAUUGAAAGUGACGCAUUGGUGGAGCUGCAGUGCCCUCACCGGGAGGGGCUGUUGUUGGAUGUCAUGCAGAUGCUUAGGGAGCUUAGAGUAGAGAUCACAGCCGUCCAAUCCUCUCUUAGCAAUGGCUUCUUCGUUGCUGAGCUAAGGGCUAAGGUGAAAGAAUACGGGAAUGGUAGAAGGGCAACCAUUAUGGAGGUCAAAAGGGCAAUUAACCAAAUAAUCCCUCAGUAUUUGCUUUAAACAUCGAUAGGCAACCAAGAAAUUUUUUUUUUCAUCUAGUCAGGAUGAUAUCAAACUGUGAUAAUCGAGUAGAUGACAAGGUGUUCCUAGCCUAAACAGAUAACUAAUGACAAUCUACGAGUAACUACUUAACAAUUUCCCUCUACAAUUUUUUUGAAAUUAAUCUUUCUUACUAGUUUAAUUGAAA